AUGAAUGAACGAAAGCAAAGAUUUGCUUUGGACCAUUGGCCGGUGGAAUUGAUUCUGAUGAUAUUUCAAUACUUAUCCGGACGAGAUAUAUUCUUCUCAUUUUACAACACAAGUAUUUAUUUGAAUAAUAUUUUAAAGUCUUAUCCGAAGUAUUCUUUGAACUUUAUCGAUAUAACAAAAGAAAAAUUUCAACAAAUUCUCUCGUUUAUCAAUCUGAAUCAAAUUGUUUCGUUGACUUUAUCCAAUGGAGAAUUAACCGGUGGACAAUUCAAUUAUUUUCUUACAAAUUAUUCAUCUUCCUUUCAUUUAUUUUCGAAUCUUUGCUCUCUCACUCUUCAUUCAAUCAAAUUCACUAAUCACGAAUAUUACCAAUUCAUUCAAGCUUUAAAACAAUGGCGAACGCUGCGUGUUUUACAUUUGAUACAAAUCAGUUUAGCUGAUGUUGACGAUCGAUUUACCACUGCUUUCAAUCAGCUUGAUCAACGAUGUGUCGUUCGACUUGAUCAUUGUGAACAACUGAACAUUAUCCCGCUGGCAACAAGAUUGAAGUCUUGGAGAUCAAGUUGUUUAUACGAUAUAGAUAAUAGUUUUUAUCAUCAACAAUGGCCUUGUCUGCGUCUAGUAAAGCUGACAAAUCUCUGGCGAACAUCGAUCAAUCAUCUGUUUGAUUUAACUCCCGAUUUACAUUCGUUAACUGUCGAAUGCGAAAUAGAUAAGCAUACGAUUGCACCUAAUUUUCGACUUGUUCGUAAUUUGAGACAACUGAUAUUUUCGUGCCAAAACUUAAUAUUCGAUUCGUUUGUCAAAUCAACUGGCCUCGAUCUUUUGUCGAAAUUGAACCAUUUAGAAAUUCGAUGUAAUGCGACCACGGAUGAAAAUAUUCUCAGUGGUUACCAUUGGGAAACAUUCCUCGUGAAAUCGUAUCCUAAUCUGAGAAAAUUCGAUUUCUACUUUAAAUAUCACCAACAACGUGAUUUAUGUUUGGACACAUUCCGCACACGUUUUUGGCUUGAAGAAAAACAAUGGUUUGUGGCAUCAAGUCAUUGUCCUUACUCGCAUAACCUUGAACUUUUUACUGUACCACGUUUUAAUGUUACAAUGAAAACAUCACGCUCGAUUCUCGAUACAACAUCACUGUCAUUCGACUAUCUCAAUUCGAAUAUUCAUAAUUUGGAUUACGGAAGUUUAGUCGAUAAAAAUAACAAUGAUAGCCACUCAGAAUUGAUGAAUCAUCGUUAUGUAAAUGUCGAAAUCUUGGAAUUUGCUGUUCAAAAUAGAUUCGAUAAUGUUGCUUGUCUAGUCACUCGAUUGAAUAGUUUAAUCAAUUUGAAUUCAAUUAAAGUCGUCAAAUUCGAUGUUUUACGUGGUUGGAUUGUCAAUUAUCAGCAAAUCUUUGAUUUACUCGAUCAUAUGCCGAAUCUUACGAAGGUUAUUCUGGAUACUUGGCCGAAGAUAGAUUCCUGGUUGCAAAUCAAGAAACACAACUCACGUGUAACUUACAUCGAAUUGCCAUCGAUUCAUAAAGUGCACGAUAAUCGAUUACCGUGUGGUUUGAAACCGAUAUUUACACAUUUGUUUCCUUCGAUCGAACAUGUCUACAUCCGUGUUCAUCAUCCUGAAUUAUGUUAUCAAUUCGAUCGAUAUUCCUUACCAUGGAGGCGUUUGUCAAGUCUGCAGAUAAAGUAUUUCUUCUGUUCUGAUUUGAACGAAGAUCAAGACGAAGAGCAACGAUAUAAACAAUGGAAAGAAAUCUUACUUGAAGAGAUUCUACCUCAACAAGCACAGCGAAAGUUUACGUAUACAGAUGUGGAUAACAAACUUUGCUUGUGGUUCGGCGAGAAGAUAAACAUCGAGAAUAAAGACCGAAUUGAAGAAAUGCCUAGAGGAAAAAUGCAGAAGAAAACGGUUAGUUGCUGUUCGUAUAGGGGCUGUUCAUUGUCAUAG
Adineta ricciae is the source of this 1944-nucleotide messenger RNA. The record is from the annotation of a GenBank genome assembly. Lineage: Eukaryota; Metazoa; Rotifera; Eurotatoria; Adinetida; Adinetidae.